AUGUUCCGAUCAGCAGCAGAAAUAUCAUCGGACUCAGAUUCUGACUCAGGUUCAGAGGCAAGUCAAAUUCAGGAACGUGGUUCAUCUACUCCUCGACAUCCUCCAGAGAAUCAAUCCCGCGGCUCGAAGAAGGACCAAACCAAGCAAGUUCCGAAAGACUCGGGUUCUGCAGAUGCAGACUCUUCGAUCUCCUUCGGCGAUAGAUCAACAUUACCACAAGAUCUGGCAGGUGUAAAUGCUGAUCAACAUGCGACUGUGAUGACAGCCGCCCUCUUGGAAUUUUACUGUCAGAGUCGAGCAGCAGAUAUUCUCAAUGCCCAACGCGGCUCUAAUAAACCGUUCAGUCGACACAGCCCUGAGGCUCAGUAUCUUGGCAAGAAACUCUACAAAUUCAAAUCUCAGUUCCUGUCGACUCACGGUAUCUUGGCCGAUGGCAUUGACAAAGAGGAAAUGGGGCCAAGUAGGCAGAAUUAUCGGGAUAACCUCGACUUGCUUAGUAUAUCUGCCCUCGAGGAGAUGAAUUUCCAUGAACCUGGUGCACGAUUUUCGAAAAUUAGCUCCGGCGAGGACCGCGCCUUAAUUACAAAGCCUUCUACAAGGAGACCCAGCGUUGAAGAUGUGGAAAGUCCUACUCUGUUCCGGCGGAACACCGAACCAGCUUCAUCAUUUAGGAAACAGCUACCUCCUUCUAAAAAGGUGGAUUUCCUUCCAACCGUUCCCAAUGAGCCAAUGAACUUCCCCAACCCUUCAAUACCUUUGUUUGGCAGUUCGCCUGUAGGGGUUCCUCUUUUCCAUUCUCCAACAGCCCCGCCAUACAACCAGCUGUCAAGAUAUUCCGUCGAAUUCCAGGAACUCAAGAUCUUGGGCCGCGGGUCCUUCGGCGAAGUGUACCACGUUACAAACCAUAUCGAUGGACAAGACUAUGCCGUUAAGAAAAUUCCUCUCAGCCAAAGGCGACUUGAGCAACUGCAAUUUGGAGGUCAAAAUCAGCUCGAGGUUAUCAUGAAGGAAAUUCGAACGCUUGCCCGCCUUGAGCAUCCAAAUAUUGUUCGAUACUAUGGGGCAUGGGUCGAGCAGGCUCAUCACUCUCACCCGCCUUCAGCCGAAUACCACCCUUCUCACGCAGCUUUUGAAAACUCGCAAAACAAUUUGUCAUCUCCAGAUAGCCCAAACGAAUCGAGCAUGGGGAUUGUCUUCGGAUAUUCAGAAAAUUCAAAGCUCGAGUCCGAGUCAAGUUCUCUGCCUGAAGAUCAUAGCUUUACCGAGAGCGUUCAUCGCUGGGAUAGCCACGGGACAGCCUCGUCCAAUCAGUCCAAGAAAAGCUCCCGAAAGGGAUUGCAUGAGGAAGAUGAUGAAAUUGAAUCCAUUCCCCGUACCUUCCAUGGGAACACUUCUGUUGGACAAACAUCUACUUUCGGAGAAACCGACGACAUCUUUACUGAUGGUUUGAGCCAAGAUCAGUCUAAGCUUCAAGUUCAACCCCGUUACCGGCCCGGUCAGCAACCCCCCGCGGUUAUUCUUCACAUCCAAAUGUCACUCCAUCCUAUUUCACUCGGCGCAUACCUAAACCCUCAAGCCGCUCCGAAGUACGAUGAACUUUCACUCGCCAGACGCCACUGCUUCCACUUACUGCCCUCGCUGAAUCUCGUGAUGGACAUUGUUUCGGGUGUAGAGUACCUGCACUCAAAAGGAAUCGUGCAUCGUGACUUGAAGCCUGCAAAUAUCUUCCUUUCUGCACCAGAUAGCAGCACAACAGGCACAUGCAAUACUUGCAGCUCCAGUGAAGCUUCUCCCACCCAGUUCUGCUGUCCUCGCAUUGGAGAUUUUGGUCUCGUGGCCGACAUUUCUCACAUCAACAAGCCUUCUCAGGGCACUGUGACACCAUAUCGAGAGGGGCCAAAAAUACAGCGGGUAGUUGGAACCGAGUUCUAUCGUCCUCCAGCCAAUCUGUCUGCGUCUCCAAGCGACCCGAGCUCAUCAGUGGAUUACUUUGACGAAUACAAGAUCGACGAAAAGCUCGAUGUUUACGCGCUUGGCGUCAUUCUUUUCGAGACUAUCUAUCGUUUAAAUACGAAGAUGGAGAGACAAUUUGUCUUGAGUGAUCUGACUCGCGGGUCAGGCCAGGAUCCAGCUGAGCGCACCAUUUUCCCUGCGGACUUCGCCGCCAAGAUCGAUCAUGGCUCGACUGUGCUGGACAAUGGAACAUCAGUUGCGGAUUAUCUCAUGACAUGUAUCAAAAGAAUGUUGGAACCCAAAUCGAAGAAGCGGUGGAACUGCCAGGAUGUCAAGGAGCAUUUGUGGGCGAUGAAGAAAGCCGUUUGCCGAUUCGAGGAAACGCAGGGCACGCAGACAUGA
Molecule: messenger RNA, 2355 nt
Organism: Penicillium digitatum Pd1
Lineage: Eukaryota; Fungi; Ascomycota; Eurotiomycetes; Eurotiales; Aspergillaceae
Product: putative protein kinase
Biological process (GO): protein phosphorylation
Cellular component (GO): nucleus; cytosol; cytoplasm
Molecular function (GO): ATP binding; eukaryotic translation initiation factor 2alpha kinase activity
Source: RefSeq, a predicted model, not a curated record